This is a messenger RNA of Gekko japonicus, 2347 nucleotides long. It is a transcript of the gene TCN2, whose product is annotated as transcobalamin 2. Lineage: Eukaryota; Metazoa; Chordata; Lepidosauria; Squamata; Gekkonidae. The record is from RefSeq and is a predicted model, not a curated record. Gene Ontology annotation, biological process: cobalamin transport. The coding region runs from base 446 to 1762 and encodes 438 amino acids. The transcript is spliced from 11 exons. Gene Ontology annotation, molecular function: cobalamin binding.
GGAUCCUCCUCCCUUUGCCGAGCAACUGGGGGGAAAGAUCUGUGUCUUUCUCAACGUUGCUGUUAGCCCCUUCCCAAAUUUAUAACCCGAAGGGAAGGGGCGAAGUCUCCUGGAACAGAAAGAGACGACCACUGCCAGUGGGAUUUCUGCACUCCCAGUCCUAUUACUUCACUUACCAGAUGUGUUAUUCUGUGGAUUGCAGUGACAUAACAUUGUGUCACUGGCCUUGAAUCUUGAUGAGAAAGCCAAAGUCCUUCCUGUUGUGCAGACUCAGCUUCUGCUCCUUGGGGAAAAUCCAGUUGUUGUGACAUUUCUCCAGUUUAAUCGGCAGACUUCUAGGGGCUUAAUUUGUGACCCGGCAGAAGCCGAGAGCCUCAUAGGGGUCCCCUGGCUUCCCACCUGAACUUCUGAUCAGCCUUUUGCUGUGCCUCUUCCUGUUGCUGGCAUGGAUCGUCCCAGAUGGCUGUCUGCCUUCCUCCUCCAUAGCCUGUUUGCCACCAUCCAGCUGUGUGAAAUCCCCAGUGGCAGGACUCAUCAGAUCAAGUCUUUGAACAAGGAGCUACUGAAACUGACAGAGGAUGCGUCCAGACAGCCAAACCCCAGCGUGUACUUGGGCCUCCGUCUUUCUGAUUACCACAUUCGAGAGAGAGAGAGCCAGUACCUCCAGCGACUGAAGGAAGUCUUCCAGCCCAGUUCCAUCAGCAUUCCAACUCCAGCCAGCGGCCAGGAGCAGCCCAAUACAGGCCAGCUGGCCCUCUACCUCUUAGCACUGCGGGCCGCAUGCCAGGACAUGGAGACAACCUUGGAGAGGCAGCUAGUGACCCAGCUUAAGUUACACCUGCAUAAAGAAAAGGGUUCUAUAGUAGCCCAUGAGAACAACGGUCGGCCUCUCACUAACUACUACCAGUAUGGAUUGGGGGUCUUGGCUUUGUGUGUCCACAACAAGAAGGUCGAUGUUCAUGUGAUCAGUAAGCUCUUGGCUGCAGAGAAGCACGGCAGAUUUGAGCACGGAAGUCAGCUGUUUGUAGACACAGAAGCGAUGGCUGGUUUAGCCUUUGUCUGCUUGGAACGAGCCACCUUCUACACACCUGAGCUGGUGGCAGAGCUCAACCAGGCAGUCGGAAGAGUGAAGAAGAAGAUCUUCCAAGCUCAGACUCCCAAUGGGACUUUUGGGAACAUCUACAGCAGCCCCCUGGCAGUGCAGUUCCUCAUUGCGGCGGGGGUGAAGAACAAGGAGCCGGAGUGCCCCAACGGCAUGGCUGCCCUGCUUGGGAAGCUGGAGGAAGGCAGCUUCCAAAACCCCCUCGUCGGGUCCCAGUUGCUGCCCGUCCUAUAUGGCAAGAGCUACGUGGACAUCGCCAGCAUGGAGUGCCGCACCGAGGAAGACAGUUUGGUGCUGGGCACCUCUGCUCCUGAGCCAAGGGUGACCUCCCAGGAUACAAAGAUCACCAUCCAUCUGAUUGUGAAACGUCCACCACGUAGUUUGCCAUUGUACAAUGAUUUCGUCCGAGUUCCUGCCGGCUCCUCCUUGCUAGACGUGCUGAAAGCUGCCGAGAAAUGGAGCUUCAAGCCAUUCUCGUUUGAGACUCAGGAGACCUUCUCUGGCCCGAUGCUUACUUCAGUGAUGGGGGUGAAAGCGAGGCAAGGAGAGCGCAAGUACUGGAAGAUCCUCCAAUUCCCACACACCACUGUGGAGCAGGGUAUCGCUGAUUACAUCCCACAAGAUGACGAAUCCAUCAUCUUAAAAUUCACCCCUUGGUAGAAGGAGUCCCCGUUCUAAUGGCAUCUCCUCAGCUGGCAGCACUACCUCUGCCCCAGCCACAGGGAUGUGUGUUACGCUGCCAUCGAAGAGUGCGCUCCACAUCAUCUCUGAGGUUCCUUAAGCUUUCUCUCCCUUGCACUGUGACACCGUUCACCUUGAGCCCGAAAUGAUGUUUCUUCUGUGGACACUUAAUUCUGAUGCAACUGAUUGCUCAGACCAUGCUUGGAGUGAAAUUCAACAAGCAGUGGACAGGAGCAUCUACAGCCUGGCUUCACUAUUCUUAAUGUUGCAGUAAAGCACCACCACCACCACCACCCUAGCUGGAGCUGAGUACACAAUUCAAAAGUGUUAAAGAAGACGGUAGCCCGUUUGGUACUGCAGAAGGUCUGGGGGAAUGCUUCCUGAGCACGUGCUGAUUUGUGGGCAGCCCUAAAGUAAUGCUUUCUGAAGAGACCUCUUGGGUUGCUUAGUGCCAAAUGUGUGUGUUGUUUUUUAGUAAUAAGCGAUGAACAUCAAAUCCCAAGAAGAUAGAUUCAGGUGGUGAACCAUGUUGGUCUGAAGCCGCAGACCAAAGUUUGAGUCCAG